GGUGACAAAUGACAAUAGCCAAAACGAAUGACCCAUGGUGCUUCUUGCUUUGUAGAGAGAGAGAGAGAGAGAGGGAAUCUUCGACGACCCUGCUGUGCCCAAUUAAAGGGUCGUUGUCCUAUUUUAAUUUUCUCCCAUCUCCGUUCUCAUUCUUCAUCUGCUUCUUUCUCCUCUUCAUAUUCUCCUUUCUUAUAGCGUCUGAUACAGAAUGAAGUUUGCAGCCGGUCAAUUGCUCUUUGCUCGUGUCUGUUGACUUUGUUCUUCCUCGUGUGAGUGACUCCUUGAGCCUUCUCUGAUUAUAUUCAAUUUGUACAAUGUUAGGGAAAUGAAUUUGUGUUUCUGCAAGGGAUGAUCACUGGGGCUUUUGAGUUCUAGCUGAUUUUGGGACCCCUUUCCGCAACCCCUAAAUAAUCGCCUGUUCCCAUGUACUGCAUAUGGCAUGAGAUUUGUUAAUUUGGGGACUUUCUCAUGGAUGUUCCCUCGCACAUGGCUGUGGAUUGUGGUAGAAAUCUUCUCCUCCUACUUGGUUUCAUCUGCGGUCUGUUGCUUAGUAGCAGUGUAAUUUAUGCCACUCCUACUGAUAUCUAUUGCUUGAGAACCGUGAAGGACUCUAUUGAUGACCCUUCUUCGUACUUGAGUUCAUGGGAUUUCGCCAAUGACACCGAAGGCUACAUCUGCAAAUUCGUAGGCGUGGAAUGUUGGCAUCCUAAUGAAAACAGAGUCCUAAAUAUUCAUCUUUCGGACAUGGGUCUGAAAGGCCGAUUCCCUCGUGGCAUCGAGAAUUGCACCACCAUGACUGGCCUGGACCUCUCUAGCAACAAUUUUUUCGGAUCCAUCCCUUCCGAUAUAUCAAACAAACUCAAAUACUUAACCAACCUUGAUCUCUCCUCCAACAGUUUUUCUGGUCAGAUUCCUGUGAGUCUUAAGGAUUGUUCAUUUCUGAAUGUCCUUAAACUCGACCAUAACCUGCUAACAGGUUCAAUCCCACUGCAACUUGGGCAACUCAAUCGGCUUAAGACAUUUAGCGUUACCUACAAUCAAUUGUCAGGGCAGGUCCCUAACUUUGCUAGUCCUAGCAUCACUGCCGAGAACUUUGCAAAUAAUCCAGGAUUAUGUGGGGCACCUUUGGGCCCAUGCCAGGGUAAACAAGGGAAAUCUCAUGUUGGUGUUGUUGUCGGAGCAGCUGUUGGUGCAAUAAUUGGUACAGCUUUUGUUGUGGGUAUUGCUCUCUACUACUCACGUGGAGUGGCUUUGAAGAAGAAGGAAGAUGAUCCAGAUGGCAACAAAUGGGCAAUGACUAUAAAGGGAAUGAAAGGCAUUAAGGUUUCAAUGUUUGAGAAGUCAGUUUCAAAGAUGAGGUUGAGCGAUCUUAUGAAGGCUACUAACAACUUCAACAAGAGCAACAUCAUUGGAAGUGGAAGCAUGGGAACUAUGUAUAAGGCAAUGCUUCCUGAUGGCAAUUCCCUUAUGGUAAAGAGGUUGCAAGAUUCUCAACGCUCGGAAAAAGAAUUUGUGUCUGAGAUGAAUACCCUAGGGAGUGUUAAACACAAGAACUUAGUUCCUCUAUUGGGUUUUUGCGUGGCAAAGAAUGAGAGGCUUUUGGUGUACAAGUACAUGGCCAAUGGAAACCUUUAUGAUUGGCUACAUCCUUUGGAACCCAAUGCCGAAGCUAUGGACUGGCCAUUGAGGCUCAAAAUUGGGAUUGAGGUAGCUAAAGGUUUGGCCUGGCUUCAUCAUAACUGCAAUCCCCGAAUUAUUCAUAGAAAUAUAAGCUCCAAAUGCAUAUUACUGGACGAGGAUUUGGAGCCUAAAUUAUCUGAUUUUGGACUCGCAAGGCUCAUGAACCCAAUUGAUACCCACUUGAGCACUUUUGUUAAUGGGGAGUUUGGAGAUUUGGGUUAUGUUGCUCCCGAGUAUCAUCGGACACUGGUUGCGACUCCAAAGGGUGAUGUUUAUAGCUUUGGAACUGUUCUUCUUGAGUUGAUUACUGGCGAGAAACCCACGCAUGUGACUAAUGCCCCUGAAAACUUCAAGGGAAGUUUGGUGGAGUGGAUCAUGCAUUUGACAACUAAUUCUCUUCUCCAAACUGUUAUUGAUAAAUCUUUGCUUGGGAAGGGUUUUGAUAGUGAGCUCAACCAAUUUCUUAGAGUUGCUUGUAAUUGCGUGUCGCCAAAUCCAAAGGUGAGACCAACAAUGUUUGAAGUGUACCAGCUUCUUAGAGCUAUUGGGGAGAGAUACCAUUUCACAAUUGAUGAUGAAAUAUUGGUUCCACCAGCCAGCAAUGGUGAUUUCCCAGAUGAACUAAUUGUUGCUCAAGAAGCAGGGUAGCUUGGCAGAAAAAGGUAAAUUUCAGAAUGCGAUACGUAGAAUAUUGUAGUAUUAAUCAGAUGCCAUAUGAAUAAGCAUCUUCAUCAGCAUAUACAAUCUUAUAUCUGCACUAUUGUAUUCAAGUCUAGCAUUUUCAAGUUUAGAUUGCGUACUUGUAUAUGUGUAACUUGUCAUUCUAGGUAUUAUUUUUCCUCUUCUUGGUCUAUCGAUGUACUAAAAAUGUCCAUUUUGGUCUUGAACAAAUGACCAACUGAUGGGUUCGGCUUCAUGAUUUUCAUUUAAGGAAUUACCACUGGCAUGGGCCACAUCUGGGCUGA
This is a messenger RNA of Malania oleifera, 2645 nucleotides long. Its product is annotated as probably inactive leucine-rich repeat receptor-like protein kinase At5g48380. Lineage: Eukaryota; Viridiplantae; Streptophyta; Magnoliopsida; Santalales; Ximeniaceae. Gene Ontology annotation, molecular function: ATP binding; protein kinase activity; protein binding. Bases 469 to 2328 code for a protein of 619 amino acids. The transcript has 3 exons. The record is from RefSeq and is a predicted model, not a curated record. Gene Ontology annotation, biological process: protein phosphorylation.